Molecule: messenger RNA, 1173 nt
Organism: Alternaria viburni
Lineage: Eukaryota; Fungi; Ascomycota; Dothideomycetes; Pleosporales; Pleosporaceae
Exons: 3
Coding region: 1-1173 (390 amino acids)
Source: RefSeq, a predicted model, not a curated record
AUGGGUCAAGAUUCCGCCCAUUCCGUCUCCUCUUUUGGAAGAGCCCUCAAACGACCGGCUUCCGUAAGCCUAUACACUGCAAUCGACACCAGACGACCGAAAGUGCGGCGUACAUCCUUCUCAAGUCUUGCCCCGUCGACACCCAAUCUGUCGGAUCUCGACGACGAAAAUGACGACGACGAAGAUGGCGCGUACGAAACCAGUCUGCGACACUUUGCGCUGAGGGUAGAAGCUCUACAGGAUUCCAUCACUCUCCCCCCUUCCGGUAUCGCACUCCCGGGUACGACCGCCCAACGAGUUACCGCGCCUGACUAUCGUAUCGCGCUCGACUUUGGCACCACGUAUACGACCAUAGCAUUUGCCAAGAAAGGCGAGCCUCAAGCGUCAAUCCAUACCAUCGAUGGCUUCCUAGAAGACCGCUGCCUAUCACUUAACGGCAGACAAGUACCGACCGAGAGCGUCUAUAUUCGGGUUCCGUCGAAAAGCGCCACAUCGUUGACCAAACAUCGCCGCAAGACCAGUCCGGUGCGAUUUCGACGACUGCACGGUUGGGAGGCACAACGAUGGCUAGAGACUCCGCAGCCAAACGAAGAGCUCAUUGCGCACAUACGAAGGAUGAAACUCCUUCUCGACAACGGCACCUGGACCCAGGAUGCGAAGAGCGACGCCCAAAAGCAAGUGGCGAGACUUAAGGCACAUCGUUUGGUGCAUUCGGAGCGAGACAUCAUACAACACAUCUUGAAGUAUUACCUUGAGCACAUAAGGAAGACUUUAGCAAGAGACUAUGGCUUCGACAAUCGUAGUUCUGUGGAACUCACCUUCUGCGUACCAGUCUGCUGGACGUCUAUGGCGAACGCUGUUAUGAGCGACUGCAUCGAGACAGCCAUGCGAGAUUCGGCCUUCGGACUGGACAGAGACGAGAGUGGAGACUACUCAGUCAACCUGUUCAUGGUCAAUGAAGCCGAGGCAGGCGCGUCGUACGCGCUUGCAUCUAACGCAAGCCAUGCCACUAUCAAGCGCAAGCAGGUAUUCCUCAUCAUCGAUUGCGGCGGUGGUACAACUGAUCUCGGCAUAUAUCGAACAAUGGAGCAGCACCCUUUACGUCUUGAGCGGGAAAUAAACCCGCCUUCGGGUUCGUUGGCGCCAUGGACUACGGAGCGCAAUGGAUGUUAA